Acanthoscelides obtectus is the source of this 2130-nucleotide messenger RNA. NCBI's taxonomy places the organism in Eukaryota, Metazoa, Arthropoda, Insecta, Coleoptera, Chrysomelidae. The record is from the annotation of a GenBank genome assembly.
AUGGCUCCAAAACUGAGCGAAAUCUUCCCCGAGUCAUGCCUGUUGAUCUUCGUUGGCCUGCUUAUCGGAGUGAUUUUGGUCCACGUGACCGACAGCGUACAUGUGUCUCCACUUACGCCGGACACCUUCUUCUUCUACAUGCUUCCGCCCAUCAUUCUGGACGCUGGGUACUUCAUGCCUAACCGGCUCUUUUUUGACCAUCUGGGCACGAUACUGCUCUUUGCGGUCAUUGGGACUAUAUUUAAUGCGUUAACUAUCGGUGCUUCCCUGUGGGCAGUAGGUUUGACUGGUCUGUUUGCCUGUGAUACUCCUCUUCUGGACAUGUUCCUUUUUGGAUCGCUCAUUUCGGCGGUCGACCCCGUGGCUGUGCUCGCUGUUUUCGAGGAGAUACAGGUGAACGAGAUCCUGUACAUCGUGGUAUUCGGCGAAUCCCUCCUGAACGACGCGGUGACGGUGGUACUCUAUCACCUGUUCGAGUCAUACUCCGAAAUGGGCCUGAACAACAUCCUGUACGUGGACGUCUUGUCAGGCUUCCUGAACUUCUGGGUGGUGGCUCUAGGUGGCACUGUGAUUGGUGUGAUUUGGGGGGUCGCCACGGCCCUUGUCACCAGGUUCACCAACGAAGUGAGGGUCAUCGAGCCCAUCUUCAUUUUCGUCAUGUCCUAUUUGGCCUAUUUGAACGCUGAGGUGUUCCAUAUGUCGGGCAUUUUAGCAAUAACCUUUUGCGGUAUAACAAUGAAGAACUACGUAGAAGCCAACAUUUCUAACAAAUCCCAUACUACCAUCAAGUACGCUAUGAAAAUGUUGAGCAGCUCUUCCGAAACCAUCAUCUUUAUGUUCCUCGGCGUUGCCACUGUUAACAAGAACCACGAUUGGAAUACGUGGUUCGUCGUACUUACCAUUUUGUUUUGCUCAGUGUAUAGAGUUAUAGGUGUAAUUAUCUUCACAGCAGUCGCGAACCGUUUCCGCCUGCAUCAGCUCAGUACCGUGGAGAAGUUCGUGAUGUCCUAUGGUGGACUGCGUGGUGCAGUGGCCUUCGCGCUUGUCCUCCUCAUUGACCCAAAAACGGUCAAACUGCAACCUAUGUUCAUGACCACAACCAUCGCAGUGGUCUAUUUCACGGUGUUCUUUCAGGGGAUCACCAUCAAGCCUCUGGUGAAAAUAUUGAAUGUCAAGACGGCAGAGAAGCGGAAACCUACGAUGAAUGAGAGGAUACACGAAAGGCUGAUGGAUCAUUGUAUGGCUGGCAUAGAAGAUAUAGUCGGUCAGCAUGGGAAUUACCAUAUUAGAGAUAGGUUUAAACGUUUCGACAACCGUUUCAUCAGGCCAUACCUCCUUCGGAACCACCAGGGUGCAGAACCCAAAAUCCUGGAAACUUAUUCAAAGUUGGCCAUGCGCGACGCUAUGGAAUACAUGCGCCGCAACGCGUCAACCAUCGGCAACAUUUCCGGAACGGAAAGCAUGUCGGCCAUCUUCCGAAACUACACGACUGUUGGAAAUUUGAAUGGCAGGUGCGAUCCCGAUCAGACGGUCACCGGUUCUAGUUUUAGUCAAUUAGAUUCAAGCACAUGGAACAUAGACAUGCAAGAGCUCGAAUACAACCCUUCCAGGAAGGAUCUGACAGAUGCCAAGAUCCACCACUUGCUGGCCGAAGAGCUGGUUAAACCAUACCGGCGGGUAAGUCAUCGAAAGCUGAGCUAUAGUAGGCACGCGGUGAAGGAUCGGGACCUGUCUACACAAGUCAAUUAUAAAAUGCACUAUAAUAUGAGAAGAUUGGUGGCUGAUAAGGGACGGCAUCACCAUAAGCGACAUAGUAAAAAAUUGAACAGGGAUGGGAAGCAGAAUCACGUCAGUUUUCCCGAGUUUCAACAGAACGGUAGCGCGAAACAGUUCUGUCAUGAUUACAUAAGCGAGGUGUUGAACGAGGACGAGACUGAGCCGAAAUCAGGCAGGGAGGACUGGGACAGUCCCAUUACGUUCACUGCUAAGUCUUCCCGUAAGUACCAGAUUGAGUGGGGAUGCUGUGUAUACGGUUCUUCCAAAUUAUAUAUAUAUAUAUAUAUAUAUAUACGAUUAUACACGGUCUUGUAUAUUAUAUCACACAGAUCAUUUCCAUAUUGUUUGUUUUGA